UUUGUGCUGUACUUGUGUUGCUGUGUGUCUCAGAUCAUCACAGAGAAUAAUGGAGCAACAAACAAGCUCUGUGGUUCAGCAAAUUCUACUGUCCAGUCAACAGACACAUUUGCACCCAACUCAGGAAAGCCAGGCGGUACAUGGUGGAACAGAAUCGAAGCCACGUCCAAAAUUUGAUCCCGCUGAAGAUGUUGAUGCUUUGGACAAGGCUAUGACUUCAAAGGAUGUCAAAGAAGGAACAAUUAUUGACAUAUUAACAAAAAGAACAAACGAGCAACGACAGGAGAUAAAGGCUGCUUAUCAGAAAAAGAAUGGAAAGCCUCUGGAUGAAGUACUUAAUAAAACUCUUUCUGGCCAACUCAGAGACAUGAUUUUGGCUUUAUUAAGAGCCCUUGUCCAUGAUGAUGCUGAUAUACUAAGAACCGCAAUAAAGGGUAUGGGAACAGAUGAAGAUGCCUUAAUUGAAGUUUGUGUCUCAAGGAGCAAUCAACAGAUAAAGCAAAUUCAUACCGUCUACAAAGAAGAAUAUAAAACUGAACUUGAAAAAGACAUCAUUGCUGAUACAUCUGGAGAUUUUCAGAAGUCCCUACUUGCUCUGUUAAAGGGGGAACGUAGUGAAGAUGUUUAUGUGAACGAGGACUUGGCUGACGAGGAUGCAAAGGCUUUAUACGAAGCAGGAGAGAAGAAUAAAAAAACAGAUCUCCCUGUAUUUAUUAGGAUUCUCACUUCUUGCAGUUUUCCACACUUAAGAAAAGUGUUUGAAAGGUAUGCUACUUACAGCAAACAUGACAUCAACCAGGCCUUAGAUUUACAGCUGAAGGGGGAUAUUGAGAGCUGCUUGGUGGCAAUUGUGAAAUGUGCAACAAAUAUGCCAGGAUUCUUUGCUGAAAAACUGCAUUUGGCAAUGAAGGGCACCGUAACAAACUAUAAAGUACUUACCAGAAUUAUGGUAUCCCGUUCAGAAAAUGACAUGAAACAUAUCAAAGCUCAAUAUAAACAGCUUUAUGGAAAAUCUCUUCGUGAAGCACUCAUGGAGGGAACCAAAGGAGACUGCCAAACAGUUCUGGUUGCUCUAUGUGGAUAUGAUGACCCUGCACCAAUAUAAAAGAAGCUAUUCAGAAUGAUAAUGAUAAUGAUAUAUAUAGAGAACUAAUACUAAUGUAUUAGUCCUAUCAGAACCCUUUACCCUAUGAUCUGCCGAUAUGCAAAGAUGAAUAAUGAGCCCCAUUUAUUAGGACAAUUCAUAACAUGUACAAUAUGGCCAAUGUCCCAAUUGUGGUAGAUGCUUAUAGUAAUUACAUAUAGACUUAUUGGAUAUAUUGCUUGUCACCUGGAGUCUAAUACCUUAUAUUCACUUGUUUAACAUGAUAUUAGGAAUGGCUUAAUAUGUUUUAAUUCUUCCAGUACUCCUGUAACGCUUAUUCUGUCAGCAUCUUAUUUUCUUUUAUUAAACAAAAAUCCUUAGAAGGAAA
Molecule: messenger RNA, 1472 nt
Organism: Spea bombifrons (plains spadefoot toad)
Lineage: Eukaryota; Metazoa; Chordata; Amphibia; Anura; Pelobatidae
Product: annexin A1-like
Exons: 13
Coding region: 50-1105 (351 amino acids)
Biological process (GO): positive regulation of interleukin-2 production; regulation of hormone secretion; response to X-ray
Cellular component (GO): cytoplasm; plasma membrane
Molecular function (GO): cadherin binding involved in cell-cell adhesion; calcium ion binding; calcium-dependent phospholipid binding
Source: RefSeq, a predicted model, not a curated record